This is a messenger RNA of Cherax quadricarinatus, 1197 nucleotides long. Lineage: Eukaryota; Metazoa; Arthropoda; Malacostraca; Decapoda; Parastacidae. The record is from RefSeq and is a predicted model, not a curated record.
AUGCCUCCAUCAGUGUCACACAACGUUCCUCCAUGCCUUCAACCUCGUCUGCCCAAGUCAUCCAUCCGGCUCCUGCCACAGACACCAAUGAGGAACACUCCAAAGGUGUCGACACCACCAACGUUGCCAAAUCCAUCGAACGUUGUGGAGCCAUCUUUCCACACUCCGCUGCCAUGUGAUCAAAACUUCCGCACAAGCGACAUGUUCGCCGUUGUCCAGUUUACUCUAGGAGGCCUGCUCAUGGGCACCGGGAUCGGCUACUCCUCUCCGGCUGGGCCACUACUGAUGAGCAACUCGACGGAGGGAGGGUCGCUGCAGCUUAGCGAGGAUCAGUACAACUGGUUCUCAUCCUUGAUGAAUCUCGGAGCUCUGGUUGGUGGGGUGCUGGGCGGCUUCAGCAUCAAUAGGCUGGGCAGGAGGUUCACCAUGCUUGUUUCUGGCCCCAUUUACCUGACUGGCUGGGCACUUAUAGGUUUUGGCCAGAACUUCGCCACGUUGGUAGCGGGGAGGAUGGUGGUAGGUGCUUGUAUAUGCGCUACCUGUGUUGUUGUGCCCACCUACGUAGGUGAAAUCGCCUCCCCUGACAUCAGAGGCAUCUUAGGGACCAGUUAUGUUUAUGAUAACUCUGGGGAUGUUGUACGUGUACACGAUGGGCGUGUUUGUUACAAACUGGAGAUGGUUGGCGGCUCUCUUGCUGUCCCAGCCGUCCCUUACUUCCUCUCAGUCAUCUUCAUCCAUGAGUCUCACACUUUUCUUCUGGCUAAAGGAAAGUUAGAGCAAGCGACGGCAUCUCUACAACACUUCAGAGGAAAACAUUAUGACGUCCAAAAGGAGAUUAAUAUGAUCCAACAGUCACUGGAGGACGCCAAGAACAACAAGCCAUCAUUGAAGGAAUUUCUGAGACCUCAUAACCUGAAACCUUUCGUACUGUGUCUCACCAUCUUCGUCUCCAUACAAAUGUCUGGAUUGGGCCCUGUCUUAUUCAAUAUGUCGUUCAUAUUUAAGGCUUCGGGAGCGGAUCUGGACGACAACGUUAGCACCGCUAUUGUGGGCGUUGUACAGAUCCUGGCAACUGCACUCAGCGGUGUGCUUGUGGACAAGGCUGGCAGGAAGCUCCUACUUAUUGUAUCAGCUGCUACCGUGUCUCUCUCACUGUGUUAGUCUAUCCUUCCUACUAUAUCAUAUUUCUCAUGAAGU